Molecule: messenger RNA, 689 nt
Organism: Clupea harengus (Atlantic herring)
Lineage: Eukaryota; Metazoa; Chordata; Actinopteri; Clupeiformes; Clupeidae
Gene: gng10
Product: G protein subunit gamma 10
Biological process (GO): G protein-coupled receptor signaling pathway
Cellular component (GO): heterotrimeric G-protein complex
Molecular function (GO): G-protein beta-subunit binding
Source: RefSeq, a predicted model, not a curated record
UCUGCUCUAAGUGGGCAGGAGCAAUUCAUACUCCAACCACGUCACGUCAGGUCGAGUGAUGCACGCUCACUGCUAAGAGUAUUUGUCAUCAAAACAGAGAAGUCAGUCUGACAGAGCCUUGUUUAAGUUGAGGGGGCAUCAGAAACCAUCAAGCUCACUUCCGAUCCGUUGGCACUGGCGAAGAAGUAACUUCGACUGAAUAUGUCUUCCAAUUCUAAUCUGACCAACAUGCGUCGGCUUGUUGAACAACUGAGACUCGAGGCCAGCGUGGAAAGAAUAAAAGUGUCCCAAGCCGCGGCCGAACUGCAGCAGUACUGCCUCCAGAACGCCACAAAAGAUGCCCUCCUGGUUGGGGUGCCAACGGGCAGCAACCCUUUCAGGGAGCCACGUUCCUGUUCCCUCCUCUAGGCGCUCGGACAUUUCUUGUGGAAGAAUUCCGACACAAAUUGACCAGUCACAACUAUAGGGACCAAAGAUGGGAAAAUGUUUUCAUUUCAAAAGAAGAAAAAAUAUUUAUUUAAAAUUUAUUUUGAUACAUUUUUAAUCCAUGUCUGUGAACGAGUCAUGUUGUUGAUUUAGAUUAAUUGGUCAGCUCCCAUAUGUGAGAGUGUGUUGGAACAUGGUUCCAGACUGAAUGCUGGCUCACUGGAAUAAAUAUCAUUAAAAUGCAAAUUCAUAUGCAUCACUAA